GUUGACUGCCGCGGUGCGGUCGGAGGCUGCGCGGCUGUUGCCACAGCGCCAAAGAGACAAAAAAUGGCGGAUGUAGAGAAAAUCUGUCCUGACUCCUUUCGCUGUCGAGUCAGCUUUUCCCAUAAAGCGUUUUUUCAGGGGAAGCUUAUCCUCCUUCUCUGCAUUCUUGUUGUGGACUCUGGAGGAGCGACGACUCAUUGGGUUGUCACUGAGGAUGGAAAAAUACAACAGCAGGUAGAUUCACCUUUGAAUCUCAAGCAUCCGCAUGACGUGGUGAUCUUCAUGAGACAAGAGUCUCGCGUUAACUACCUCAAGAAAUUGGAGAAGCUGCUAGUGGCACAGAAAAUUCACAUUGAAGAAAAUGAGGACAGGGACACAGGGCUGGAGCAGCGACACUACAAAGAGGAUACUGAUUGCAUUCUUGCCAAAGUACCUCUCGGUGACCUUGACCUGUAUGACGGCACUUACAUCUCCUUAGAAAGUAAAGACAUCCGCCCCGAAGACUAUGUGGAUUUACUCUCGGGUCUCCCUCCAGAUCUAGAAAAGCCAGACUGUGCAAGAGUGCUACAACUGCCCUAUAGUAUUCAUGCAUUCCAGCAUCUCAGGGGUGUGCAAGAGAGGGCAAACCUCACCUCCCCAUUACUUUCAAAGGAGGACCCAAUUUUUAGCUCCUUGUCACAUAAACUGGGUCACAGUAUAGAUGUGGUGGGCCAUCGCAUCCAUCAGGCGUUACUGAGGAAUACAUCAUCAUGGGUGCUGUACAACAUGGCUUCCUUCUAUUGGCGUAUGAAGAACGAUCCUCAGAGGGCAAUAGAUUGUGUGGUGCGUGCUCUGCACUUUUCCCCAAGGCAUCACAAGGAUGUAGGCUUGGUUAAUAUGGCUAACAUCCUGCACCGCGCCCAUUUCUCAGCAGAUGCUGCUGUUCUAGCCCACGCUGCCCUGGACCUACCCUCGGACUUGUUUACCAGUCACUACACUUUGGGAAACAUUUAUGCUAUGCUUGGGGAAUACAACCACUCUGUGUUGUGUUAUGAGCAGGCAUUACAGGCCCAGCCGGGCUUUGAGUUGGCCUUAAGGAGGAAGCAUGCCGUGCUGUGCCAGCAAAAGCUUGAACAGCGCCUCGAAGCUCAGCACAGAUCACUGCAACGAACCUUGAAUGAGCUCAAGGAAUACCAAAAGCAGCAUGACCACUACCUUCGCCAACAAGAGGCGCUAGAAAAACACAAGCUGUUGCAGGAAGAGCAAAUUCUACAAAACAUUAUCCAUGAGACACAAAUGGCCAAAGAAGCCCAACUUGGGAACCAUCAAAUUUGUCGCUUAGGUCAACAGCAGCGCAGUCUCCACUGCCCUUUUGAUCUGCCUGUGCGUUAUCACCGUGGUGACCUGUUUGAACAUGUCCAUUUUGUGCAAUUUGGUGAAGAAAUAUCUGUGGCUUCCAGUGUGGCACUUGUGUCUGAUCACAGUACAAAUCAGACAACACACACCCCUCAGCUUCAUUCUUCUGUGUCAGGUGACCAGGAUCCUGUCGUUGCCCUCUGGAAGAGUCAUCAAGAUGGCGCACAGGAUAUGCAAAAGUUGUUGUGGCCUCAGAGAUCAGACUGCAUCAGGGAAUACCCAAGUGUUCCCCCUGCGUACUUGUUGCCAUCAUACCACCUACUGCAUGAAACCAAGAGUCACAGUCCAGUGGCAACUCUUCUCUAUAGGACUCAUAGUCCUCCUCAGACAGUGACCCUGCCAGAGUGUGGUUCUGUCUCUGAAGUGCAUUCUGCUUCCCUGCCUGCUUCACUGGACUGGCUUCUGGAAGGCAUGCUGAUGCCAGAUCCCUUUGCCUCCCAGAUAUUGCAGUGCCGGAGUGGUGGUUGGACAUUGGAACAAAUCGGUUCCAGAAUUUCCGAAAUCAUUAAAUCAGACGAAUUAUCCAACUGGCAGGUCUAUAAUGAGGCAUCUCUAUUCUGGCGGGCCCAAGGAAAUGGCAGUCAUGCCCUUCAGUGCAUACGCCAAGUGUGGCUCAAAGCCCCGCCUUCCCAUCACCAUUUGUCCCUCACAAAUGCUGCUAACUUGCUGCUACAUUUUGGAUUGACCAAUCACUCUCAAACACUGCUGGAGCAAGCACUGGCUUACAAUGCAACUGAGCCCCAUGCGCUCCUCAGCCUAGUGAGCUUGCAGUUGGCCCAAGGCAAUGUGACAGGAUCUCUGGCCUUGUUUCGCCACAUCCUGAUGACAGCAGUUUCCUCCUCCACUUCCUUCUCAUCUUUUGCUGACUGUGACCAGUGUCGUGCCAGUAUACCUCUUCUGCGAUGCCUGCAGUUUUAUCCCUUCCUUUACAACCUCUCAAAUGAACAGGCCUACUCACACGGUUCUGCUUGUGGUGCUGAGGAGGACUUUGCCGUUCAGUGGAAGGGCAGUGAAGAAAAAGAAGAUACAUCCUCCAUUUCAACUAUCGAAGACUCUUUGCGUUUUGCAAAGGUCAUCUUGGACACAAAUGUGUUCGGUGAGGCUGCUGGAAAAAAGCAUCCUUCUCAGUCAUCUUCAGAGAUGACCCCCUCACUUGGAGAUGGAGGGGUUGAAGGUGAGGAUGAGUGGCAGCUGAAGGAAGACCUGAUGGGAGCAUUUGAGGGGGCUUUGGAUGUCGGUGGCAAUCGAGGGGACUUGCAAGGGAUCCGGGUGGUCAAGAGUGACCAUGUGAUGGGGCCCCGCAGUGAUGGAGGGUCUUGCUUUGGAAACUGUGAGGAUGAAGAUGGAUCAGAAUGGAUCACCUUUCAAGUAAAGAGAGUAAGAAAGACAAAGGUGGAUGGCACUGAGAAUGUGGCUGUCUCUGACAGCCAGGUUGGAGAGACAGUGCCUGAUGAAGAUUCUAUUCUGGAAAUAAGUGGACCAACUAUCCCAUCAACAGGUCCUCCAGGCCGCUGGAAAGACUAUACAAGUCUUGACUGGCCACGUCCAGAGGAGUGUCAGCGGACUCGAAGGGUUGACCUCACCACUGCGGCAAGCACCUGGCUAGCUGUGUCGGCCAAGAACAUUGACAUCACAGAACACAUAGAUUUUGCGACCCCACUCCAGGAACCAGCUGUUGAGCCUUUAUGCAAUGCAAACCUCGCUGCCAGUAUGCACACCCUCGACCACCUGGCAGGCAUGGCUAAUCGAGCUGCCAUCCACUAUACAGGAGAGAGCCAACUCAGUGAGGUCCUGCAAAAUCUUGGCAAAGAGGAAUUCUCUCCUCAGUCCUUUGAGCAGGUUGGGACUCGAAUUGCUAAAGUAUUGGAGAAGAACCAGACAUCAUGGGUGCUAUCCAGUAUGGCUGCACUUUAUUGGAGGGUGAAAGGUCAAGGCAAGAGAGCAAUUGACUGUCUGCGGCAGGCCCUUAAUUAUGCACCGUAUCACAUGAAGGAUGUUCCCCUCAUCAGUCUGGCCAACAUCUUCCAGAAUGCUCGACUGUGGGAGGAUGCUCUUACAGUUGCUCGCAUGGCCGUAGAAAUUACUCCACACUUUGUAGUAAACCACUUCACUCUUGCCAAUGUCUACAUAGCUAUGGAGGAGUUUGAAAAAGCAAUGCACUGGUACGAGUCCACUUUGAAGCUUCAGCCAGAGUUCGCCCCUGCCAAAGACCGACUGAGAACCAUUCAGUGUUAUCUACUUACCAAGAGGGAACGUCGUCAUCCUUAAACUACCAAACAGAUACUUCCAGAAGUUCCCUGAAUCAUGCCCACAACAGAUCGAAAAGACAAAAUGUUGUCGUUAAAAGCCUGCAGUUAAUUUGUACAAAAAAAAAAGACAUAGUAUGGAAAAACUAAGUCUUUUCUUCUUUCAGUCACUGAUGUCAACUACGAUAUAGUUAUUUGGAACACUCAAAUGUCUGUUCACCUAACAGUUAAUUUCUGGGUUUGCAAAUCUGGAAGGGAAGUAAAACAUGGUUUAUACUUUAACACUCAUGCAGGAGUUGGUAUAUAAAACCAAAAAAAAAAAAAAAAAAAAAAAGGAAAACCAUAUUGUAAUACUAUUGUCAUGAAAAUAUAACUAUAGUGGUACCUCUACUUACAAACGUCUCUAGUAACGAAAAAUUCGGGUGACGAAACACCUCCUUGGAAAAACAUUGUCUCGAGUUACCAAGAAAAUUCAGGAUAUGAAAGGACAAAAUAGGCACCGGAUUCCCCAAAUUCCACCAAACAUAAACAUCCUGCAUCUUGGUUUGUGUGGCACGAUAAAGCUGGUCCUCCAUUAGCUAUCACCGGAGCAUCUCCCUGGCAUCCCAUUGGCUAAGAGGGACAUCAAUCUUUACCCAUGACCCACAUCGUGUAUCUUUGUUUGUGUGGCGCGAUGGAGCUGCUCUCCCUUUGGCUAUCACUGUGGCAUCUUCCUGGCAUUCCAUUGGCUAGGAGGGACGUCAAUCUUUACCCAUGAGGUUUUUUAAUUCCCUUGGACACUCGAUUGUCACUAUCAUGCUAGCGCUGUCACAUGCUGUUAAAGGCUCACGGACGUUGGAAACGUACAACUUUUUUGUUUCAGUUUUUUUACAAGUUUCUUCGCCAUUACUCCCCAUGGGCCCCAAAAAAACAGUGGAAUUAAGUUGUGUGCAUGCGUACAUUCGUACAUAUGUUUUCUCUCGAUUUCAAAGUUUGGCUCUGAUGCCUUUUGCUUGUCACCCACCGUUCUCUUCACAUAGUUCCCCAAUGCCAAUGGUAAACGUACAUAGUCUUUAUUAUUCUUUACAUUAUGUACUUUGGCUAUCUUUGGCGGUGUGUGUGUGGAUGCGCGUGUGUGUGUGUGGUGUGGGUCGGGUGGCUUGGAAUGGAUUAGUCUAUAUACAUACGUCUAUAUACGCUUCUACUUAUGAAAAAUUCAUGUUACGAUGCGACUUCCAGAACGGAUUAAUUUUGUAAGUAGAGGUACCACUGUAUAUUGAAAUUAAUCAUAUGGCCAGCAGAUGUUUAAAUUUUUGAUAAGUUAUAAUUGAAAGGGUUAUAAUACACUGUUUAACAAUUACUGAGAUUUAAUGUGCUUCACAUCUCAGUAGUCAUGUUUUCAGUGAUACAGAAUAUGCCCUUGUUUCCGCUCAUGAAAUGGACGGUAAAUUUUUGCACUUUUGUCAUUAUUCCCAUUUUUAUGGGACCUACAAACUGAUUUUGCUCCAAGCUAAUUUAAUGGGGAAAAAACAAAACAGGUAAAUUAUGCUGUUUGCUUUUUAAGGUAAUCAUCAGGCAGAAAAAAAUGGAUUCCCUUUUGGCCAUCACGUGAAAUCUGUAUGAAACAGUAAUAAAGGCCAUAUGUGGAUUUCAACUGAUUGUUGCA
This is a messenger RNA of Syngnathoides biaculeatus (alligator pipefish), 5286 nucleotides long. It is a transcript of the gene ttc17, whose product is annotated as tetratricopeptide repeat domain 17. Gene Ontology annotation, molecular function: protein binding. NCBI's taxonomy places the organism in Eukaryota, Metazoa, Chordata, Actinopteri, Syngnathiformes, Syngnathidae. Gene Ontology annotation, cellular component: cytoplasm; actin cytoskeleton. The transcript is spliced from 25 exons. The record is from RefSeq and is a predicted model, not a curated record. The coding region runs from base 64 to 3663 and encodes 1199 amino acids. Gene Ontology annotation, biological process: cilium organization; actin filament polymerization.